This is a messenger RNA of Sus scrofa (pig), 8781 nucleotides long. It is a transcript of the gene ABCC13, whose product is annotated as ATP binding cassette subfamily C member 13. Gene Ontology annotation, molecular function: ABC-type transporter activity; ATP hydrolysis activity; ATP binding. The record is from RefSeq and is a predicted model, not a curated record. Gene Ontology annotation, biological process: transmembrane transport. Gene Ontology annotation, cellular component: membrane. NCBI's taxonomy places the organism in Eukaryota, Metazoa, Chordata, Mammalia, Artiodactyla, Suidae.
UCAGGGCGCUGGCAGGAAGUGCUGGUAGAGGGCAGGGCGACAGCUGACACGCCCGGCUGAGUGCUCCCUUCCUUCCACCUUCCAGGCUCCGGCGGGACUGACGGUCCCCUGCCAAGAGAGGUGACAGCCGCAGCACCUCUCUCCGCUUCCCUUAGCCGUCGCUGUCGCCGUCGCCAAGAAUCCCCGCGGGCCAUGUUUUCCAGCCUGUGGAGAUGGGGCGCUAGCGGCUCCUACCAGCGGGUCCCCCAAGGCUCCUGGACGCAGAAAUGCAGUCCAGAGAAAAGUGCUUCAUUCUUCAGUAGGAUAACAUAUUCCUGGUUUAGCAGGAUAAUUAUUUUAGGCUAUAAGAAACCUUUGGAAAGAGAGGAUCUUUUCGAACUAAAUGAAAGUGAUUCCUCCUAUGUCCUGUGUCCCAUCUUUGAAAAACAAUGGAGGAAGGAAGUUUUAAGAACUCAAGAGAGGCAAAAAGUAAAGUCAUCUUUUCAUAAAGAGGCACAUACCAGGAAACCCUCUCUUCUCUGUGCGUUGUGGAAUACCUUUAAGUUUGUCCUGAUUCAAGUGGCUUUAUUCAAAGUAUUUGCUGAUGUUUUGUCCUUCACUAGCCCACUCAUAAUGAAGCAAAUGAUCAUUUUCUGUGAACGUCGCCUAGAUUUUGGCUGGAGUGGCUAUGGUUAUGCUUUGGCGCUUUUUGUUGUAGUCUUUUUGCAAACCCUCAUCCUUCAGCAAUACCAACGUUUUAACAUACUCACUUCAGCAAAGAUUAAGACAGCUGUAAUUGGAUUGAUCUACAAAAAGGCCAUGCUUUUAUCUAAUGUUUCUAGAAGGACAUUUUCCACUGGGGAAAUUAUUAACUUGAUGUCAGCAGAUGCCCAGCAGCUUAUGGAGUUGACAGCAAACAUCAAUCUCCUUUGGUCAGCCCCUUUUCAAAUCCUGAUGGCCAUAUCACUCCUUUGGCAAGAGUUGGGUCCAGCAGUGUUAGGAGGAAUGGCAGUCCUUGUGUUUGUUGUACCAAUAAAUGCUUUGGUUGCAACUAGAGUGAAAAAGCUGAAGAACAGCCAAAUGAAGACCAAAGAUAAGCAGAUAAAAUUGCUCAAGGAAAUCUUGCAUGGAAUUAAGAUCCUCAAACUUUACGCAUGGGAACCCUCUUAUAAAAAGAAGAUUAUUGAAAAUCGAGAACAGGAAUUAGAAGUUCAUAAAUCAAUUGGGUAUCUUGCUGUAUUUUCUAUGUUGACAUUAACUUGCAUUCCAUUCUUGGUGUCUCUGGCAACAUUUGGCAUCUAUUUCUUAUUGGAUGAAGGAAACAUUUUAACAGCCGCUAAAGUGUUCACAUCUAUGUCUUUGUUCAAUAUUUUGAGGCUUCCUUUGUUUGAUUUACCAACAGCGAUCUCAGCUGUGGUCCAGACAAAAUUAUCGCUGGGUCGUUUGGAAGACUUUCUCAACAGUGAAGAACUUCUUCCUCAAAGCAUUGAAACAAACUACGUAGGAGAUCAUGCCAUUGGUUUUACAAAUGCUUCCUUUUCCUGGGAUAAAACAGAGAUCCCAGUAUUAAAAGACUUGAACAUAAAGAUUCCAGAAGGAGCCUUAGUGGCCAUUGUAGGCCAAGUUGGGUCUGGAAAGUCAUCUGUGCUUUCUGCCAUUCUGGGGGAAAUGGAGAAAAUUAAAGGAGUAGUCCAAAGAAAGGGCUCCAUGGCUUAUGUUUCCCAGCAGGCCUGGAUUCAGAAUUGCAUUUUUCAAGAAAACAUUCUCUUUGGCUCCGUCAUGCAGAGGCAAUUUUAUGAGCGAGUAUUGGAAGCCUGUGCUCUUCUUCCCGAUUUGGAGCAGUUACCAAAUGGAGAUCAAACUGAGAUUGGAGAAAGAGGUGUGAAUAUAAGUGGAGGCCAGAAGCAUCGAGUAAGUCUGGCCAGAGCUGUCUAUAGUGGGGCCGACAUCUACCUCCUAGACGAUCCCUUGUCUGCAGUUGAUGUUCACGUUGGAAAGCAACUUUUUGAAAAAGUAAUUGGAUCUUCAGGCAUUUUGAAAAACAAGACUCGAAUUUUAGUGACCCACAACCUCACACUUCUACCACAGAUGGAUCUUAUUGUGGUAAUGGAAGGUGGCAGAGUAGCGCAAAUGGGAACAUACCAGGAACUUCUGUCUAAAACCAAAAAUCUCACAAAUUUCCUUCAGAUCUUCAGUGAGCAAGAAAAAGAUCAUGCCUUAAGGCGAGUCAGUAUAAUCAACUCCAAAACUGUACUGAAAGACAAAGUCCUGGAGCAAAACGAUAGGCCCUUACUGGAUCAAGGAGAACACUUCUCAGUGAGAAAAGAAAAGGUCCCUGUUGGUGGGGUGAAGUUCUCAAUCAUUCUGAAGUACCUCCAAGCUUUUGGCUGGCUCUGGGUGUGGCUGAACAUGGCCCUUUACCUAGGGCAGAAUUUAAUGGGCAUUGGACAGAAUCUAUGGCUUAGUUCCUGGGCAAAAGAAGCAAAGCACAUGAGUGACUUCACAGAACGGAAGCAAAUAAGAAGCAAUAAACUUAGCAUCUAUGGGCUAUUGGGAUUAAUGCAAGGUCUUUUUGUUUGCUCAGGAGUUUAUACAGUCAUGAGAGGAUCUUUGGCUGCCUCUCGAACUUUGCAUGCUCAGCUGUUGGAUAAUGUGCUGCAUCUCCCACUCCAGUUUUUUGAAAUCAAUCCCAUAGGCCAAAUCAUCAAUCGGUUCACCAAGGACAUGUUUAUAAUUGAUAUGCGUUUCCACUACUACUUACGGACCUGGGUGAAUUGCACCUUGGAUGUUAUUGGAACAGUUUUGGUCAUUGUGGGAGCUUUUCCACUCUUCAUUCUGGGGGUUAUUCCCUUGGUUUUCCUCUAUUUCACUAUACAAAGAUACUACAUGGCUAGCUCUCGGCAGAUUCGGAGGCUGGCAGGGGCAUCUCGCUCUCCUGUCAUUUCCCACUUCAGCGAAACUCUGUCGGGAGUGUCCACAAUCAGGGCAUUUGGACAUGAGCAAAGGUUCAUUCGGCAAAACAAAGAGCUGGUGAAUGAGAAUUUGAUCUGUUUCUACAACAGUGUGAUCGCAAACAGGUGGCUGUCUGUUAGACUUGAAUUUCUUGGCAACCUAAUGGUGUUGUUUGCUGCACUGCUUGCUGUGCUGGCUGGCGAUUCUAUAGAUUCAGCAAUUGUUGGUUUGUCCAUAUCCUAUGCCCUAAAUAUUACUCAAUCUUUGAAUUUUUGGGUAAGGAAAGCAUGUGAAAUUGAAACCAAUGCAGUGUCCAUUGAAAGAGUUUGUGAAUAUGAAAAUAUGGAUAAAGAGGCACCUUGGAUAAUGUCUAAAAGGCCUCCAUCACAAUGGCCCAAUAAAGGGAUAGUGGAAUUUAUUAAUUAUCAGGCUCGAUACCGAGAUGAUCUUAGUUUAGCAUUACAAGAUAUCACUUUCCAGACUCAUGGGGAAGAGAAGAUUGGAAUUGUGGGACGAACUGGAGCUGGCAAAUCAACACUAUCAAAUUGUCUAUUUAGAAUUGUGGAAAGAUCAGGAGGCAAAAUUCUUAUUGAUGGAAUUGACAUAUCUACUAUUGGGCUUCAUGACCUUCGUGGCAAACUUAAUAUUAUUCCGCAGGAUCCGGUUUUGUUUUCUGGAACGCUUCAAAUGAACCUGGACCCCCUAGACAAGUAUUCUGAUGGCGAGCUGUGGGAGGUGCUGGAGCUGUGUCAUUUAAAAGAGUUUGUACAGUCCCUUCCGAAGAAGCUGCUGCAUGAGAUUUCAGAGGGUGGGGAAAACCUCAGUGUUGGACAACGACAGCUCAUCUGUCUUGCUCGUGCAUUGUUGCGAAAAGCAAAAAUUCUCAUCUUGGAUGAGGCAACAGCCUCCAUUGAUUUUGAGACAGACAGCUUGGUGCAGACCACAAUCAGGAAGGAGUUUUCUGAUUGCACCAUUCUGACUAUUGCUCACAGACUUCAUUCUGUCAUUGAUUCAGACAGGGUGCUUGUUCUAGACUCUGGAAGAAUCGCAGAAUUUGAAACACCACAGAGGUUGAUACGCCAGAAAGGACGUUUCUUUGAAAUGCUAACAGAAGCAGGAAUAACACAAGACUUGGGGCCAAAAAAUAAAUAGCUUUAGUUGUAUAUUGAUUAUACCAAAUAAAAAAAUCAAUAUUUGAAAAAAUAAUGACAGGGGAGAAAUGCAAAAAAGCAUCCCCCUAAGCUAUGUGUUGGCAGAAAUAGAGAUGAGCACUGUAAUUGUAGCCAUCCUGGGCUCUACCCAACCUUCUCUCUUCCAUUCAUGCUCUAGGGAAUAUCUGCCUUCUCCAUGUUGCCCAAAAUGCUAUAUAUGAUUUAUACUUUAAGUCUCUGUUCAGAAGUCACCUUCUUUGGAGUUUCUGUUGUGGAUCAGUGGUAAUGAACCUGACUAGUAUCCAUGAGCACGCACGUUUGAUCCCUGGUCCCCCUCAGUAGGUUAAGGAUCUGGUGUUGCUGUGAGCCAUAGUGUUGGUCACAGACAUUGCCGUGGCUGUGGCGUAGGCCUGCAGCUGCAGCUCUGAUUUGACCCCUCACCUGGGAACUUCCAUAUGCCGCACAUGUGACCCCCCCCAAAGAAAGUCACCUUCUUCACAGAUAUGCCCAGAAUUCCCCCUUUGCUCUUCAUUCUAAUCCAGACUGUGCUCUGAUUAGUCCCAUGUGCUUACCUUUAUUCUGGCAGAUAUCAUACUCUAUUUUAAUUUUUUAUCUGUCUCCCCAUUAAAGGCAACAACCCAAUUUUAGCCAAGUUUGUGUGUUAGGUUCCUAGGAUAGUACCUUUCAGAUCAUUGAUACUAAACAAACAUUCGUAGAAUGAAUGACUAGGCAUUUUAGAGUAAUAUGAUUCAGAUAUUUUUAUACAUAUUUAUUAUGUGUUGAGUUACUGUAAGGUGUAUAAAAUUAUGGGAGAAAUCACAAAAACUAUUGAGCUAUACAGCUGCUUUCUGGAAAGAGUAUAUGUUAACUAAUGUUUUAUGAUACACUUUAUUUUAAAAUAAUAUUUUAUAAUAUACUUACUCGGGUAAAGAAAAUAUUUUCUGUGGAGCAUCAUGUUUUGGCUGAAUUAAACUCAGUAAGUUAUGUAUCAGAAAUUGAUGAUUUGUAGUACUAAUUAUAUUUUGAAAGGUUUUUUUGUUUGGUAGUUUUACAUACUAGAAACAUUAUUUCUCUGAAUUGCCCUUCACAUUUGAAGUUUCCAAACUUCAAUAGUAUUUUCCUUUCAAGAUGAUUUUAAUAAAAUAUUUGAACAUGUUAAGAUGCAUCAGUCUUUCCUUUUAUCGUCUUUUUUCUCCUUGCUAUGUAACAACUUUGUGCCACCUUGCUUUAUCCUCUAAGGGUAUUUAUGAAAAGUUUCCUUAAAAGUCAUGAAACACUGUGUUAAAGCUUCCUUCCUUAGAAUGUAAGCUACCUAAAAUGUCCUGUCUUUACAAUCCCUGUAGUGCCUAGCACUGUUUUGUAUUCUGUAACCAUUGAAUAAAUAGCUGUUGAAUUCCAUUGAGAAAGGGAACUGGAUAUUUCAUAAAUAUCGGUUAAUGUUUUAGCCUAUUUAUACCUGUAGUCAUCAAUCACAGCCUCUUCACAUAUAUUUGAAGAGUAAAAGGAAAGGAAAAAUAAAUAUGACUAAGCCAAAAUUACUCAAGAUAAUGUUAUUGUGUUAAAAAAAUUAAUAUUAGUAGUGAACAAAAAAGGUACUAUAGGACUAUAUCAUGGGCUGGAUAAGGCAGCACAGUAGUGGGGCUAAACAUGGACUGGAUUUUGAAUAACUGCUACUUAUUAACUGUAUAAUCCUGAGGAAACUACUUAACACAUUUAUGCCUUACUUUUCCUAUCUGAAAAUGGGGAUAACAGUACCUACUUAUGUUUGCUAGAACAAAGUUAAAAUAAUUAAUAUUAUUACAACAUUUAGAACACUCCUGGUACAUAUUAAGCACUCCAUCAUAUACUGAAUAGUAAGUGAAUAAAAAGUCAGCUUAAAACAACAAAAAUGUAUCAUCUCAGUUUCCAUGAAUGAGAAUCUGGAAAUUGCUUAGCUGAGUGAUUCUGGCUUAGGGUCUCUCACAAAACUACAUUUGAAUUUUAACUGUGGCUCAUCAUGUGAAACCUUGAAUACCAGGUCAGGAGCAGAGUCACAUUAGAAGCUGCCUGCCUCAAUGGGGCACUGUUUAUUUGUCAAGUGAAAUAAAUAUGGAUGUGUCACUCUAUUUCUUCAUACACUUGAAUCACUCAGCAAUGGUAGUUAAAACAGGUAUUAAGGAAUCACAGGAACUAGUGACUGGAGAGUCAAAACUACUAGUUUUAUUUAAGGGUUCAUUUGAAAAGACUGUAUUAAUCAAAGGAGUUUCUUAAAAAAAUACAUAUUGAGCUUUUUGCCCAAAGAAUAAUACAAAUUUUAUUAGAUAAUUAUAAAAGUAUUAAUCACCAACCAAAAGAUUAUAGCAGUCCAUCAUAUAUGAUUAUUUAUAAGCUAUCUAGAUUAAUUUUGUCUCCAUUAUGGUCAAAAUCCAUGCAUUGGUAUUCAUAACUCAUGAUAUAAGAAAUGUCUUCUAAAUUAGAGAAAUAAGUAGAAAAGUAAGCAAUUCCUGGGCAUAUUCAGGAUGAAGGGAACUAGGCGACAGCCACUCAAGUCAUGUGCCUUGAGCAUCAGAUCAGCUCUACCUCCAUUUCCUUUCUUACUGACAUACCUCAAAAACGUACUCUGGCCUACUCUGGAAUAGAAAAUAAAGGACACGGUUUAAAAAACAAACUGCAAAGUAGUAUUUAUUUACAUUAAAAGUGAAUUACCUGUAUACACUUAAGAGGCACAAUUUGUUAUGCACAAUAACUAUGCUCUUCAGAACAUGUUAUAUAACACAAUAGUUAUCUGCUGAUACAUCAGUGGUUCCCGUGAAAACACAGUAAGUACCAAAACAUUCCUGACACAAAAUAAAUUACUCAUUCACAUAUUCUAAUCAUACAAGACAAUUAAUAUUUUAAGUUAUGUACUUCAAAAAACACUAGCAAGAUGUACAACCAAAAUGUAUUAAGUUUGUUUUAUGAAAAGUGUCUUCAGAUUAUGCAUUAAUGAUCCCUUUCAGGAUACACUUUUAUCUUUUAAAUAAAUAAACUACAUUGAUUUCAAGACUAUUUAUAUAUAACCUCCUAAAAUAUGAAGACAGACAUUACUUCAUUUUUUUAAAGGUAUAACCACUCUAGAGAAUAUGCUACUAUUGUCCCCAAAGUCCAACACUGCCUUUGUAUUUUUUGGACACAAUCAAAUUAUUUAAAUUCAAUUAUAGGGUAUGAGAUUAGCUGCCCUUAUUUUGCAAACUGUUUCCUCUAAAAAGUGUUAAGAGAUUGUCCUGAACUAUCUCAUACACUGGAGAAAUUCAAGCUUUUAAAAAAAAUCUUAAAAUGCUUUAGGUUAAAGCUGAUAAUAUGUGGAGAUUCUGAUAAACUGAACACUUUUAAAGACCUCCGCAAAAAGAUAUUUAUCAAUUCUAAAAUUUAUUAAAGAUUUAUAUACAGUCCAAGAGAACACUUGAAUAUUCUCCUAUCGCAGUGAAGGAUUCCUCUUUGGCAUUUCUCCUUAGUUCUGAAAUAAAACACGUAAACAGACAUUUUGUUUUUCUAUCUACCUACUACAGACAAUUUCUAUACACAAAAGUAUUUAAUUGAAAUUGUUUUAAUAACAAUUUCAUUGCUAAGAAAUUUUUUUUUUUUUUUUUUUUUUGCAAAAAACACUCAGCUGUUUACUUUAGAAGCUGAAAUGUUCUGAUGUUGCUGAAGAGUUUGCUUAUUUCUCUUUUUCAGUGAUUGGAAACCCAACAUCCUUUUAAAUUCAACAAUGGAUAAAGCAGACAUAUUUCAUAUCAGCAAAAAUGUUGACCAGAGUUUAAUUUUUGAAUAUUGACAGGAAGUUCGCCUCUAUUAGGGAAAAAAAAAUCUUCAAAUAAUAGGAGCAUCACAGAAAUAAAACUGUUGUAUUUUCUUUCUUGGUUCCUAUAGCUUUUCUAAAAGGACACAAACCAAAACUACAACAAAUGCUGAUUUGUGGUCAUUUUUUCACAUUGCUUUCCACAUUAGAUUUCCAUAUUACUUCCAGUAUUCAUCAAGUUUUUGCUCUCAUCAGAGAUUAACCUUAAGGCUAAAAAGAGUCCAAGUCUGAUUUUUUAAAUGAUGGAAACAAAGUUUUAACAAAUGAGUACAAUUUUCUGCAUUCAAAACUAAAUAUGCAGAAAAAUCUCAGUGAAACAAAAUCGACUGCAAGCUAAAUUCUCCAGGGAUUACUGAAAAUAAACAGUGAAACAAAACCAAAAAUGUAAAAUAAAUGAAUAUUGUACCUAAUUACUGCUGUUUACCAAUGUCUAUAAAGGUCUUAAAUAACAACAACAAAAAAAGACAGUAAUGACAGCUUUACUGUGACACCACCACAUUUUAAGAAUGCAAUUAUAUAAAUUUCUAACCAGGCAGAAUCACGGAGAUCCAAGCAGAGAAUGAGGCAUAGCAGAUGAAGGAACUAAAAUACAAAUUGGGUAUUUCUACUCUCUGGCAAUGAAACAUUUUAAUAAAUCUACAGCUACUUUAGAAAGAAAAUAAACUGAUCCAAUAAAAAUAUUUUAAAAAUCUGGAGAAUGGGGGUUACGUGAAUAGGACACAUAAUGCGAUACUGAAUUUAAGUACUUUUGUUACAAAAUAGGGCAGUUACUGGAUAUUGUAUAUGCAGCUUUUAUUAACAAUACUGCUUAUCUCCCAGCCAAUGUAAGUACCUGACAUCACCACUGUCCUUCAAGUAUAGUUCAAAUUAAGAGUUACAGGU